CCAGCCCAGCCUUAUCGCAACGACCAUCCCUUUCAAAGCCAGACUAUUCGCGAUCCAUCAAAGCAAAGUUCAUCAUCGAUACGAAGGAAACUGUUUAACUGCAAUAGCAACUGUACUAGUCGCUGACUUCAAUCAUCAUGGGGACGGAUGCCCGAAAAGGCGAUGACGGCACGAUCAAAGUCGCAUCCAAGAACAAGAACGGAAAGAUCAAGCUGAAGAAACCAGCGCCAAAACACAGCAAACCUGGAAACUGGAUGGAUGGUAGUGUAAUUGAGGGUAACAACAAGAAGAAGAACGGCGCCUCACCUGUGGGUGCGCCCUCACCAGGUCCUGUUGUAAACGAACUCGACGAAACUUCCCGCGAAACCUUUGCGACAGGACGACCCCUCGAAGACAGCCCCGACCUGCAACAAUGCAAGCACUGUAAGAAGAGCGUUUUGAAAACGGCCGCCAAGGCGCAUAUUGCGCAAUGCCUGCGGUUAAAGAAAGAGAAGGCUCAAAGAAAGAAAGAAGCUCGCGAAGCAAGAGAAAGGGCAAAAGAGGCAGCAAGACAAGAAGAGCAACGGAAAGAGGACGAAGAGAAUGGGGUUGAGCGGGGCGACGAUGACAGUGACGACGACGGAAUCUCAGCUGAAAAGAAAGCGACUGGAAGCAAGACUGCCAAAAAGGCCGCGGGUAAGAAACCCGAAGACGAUAAGAAGGGGAAGAAGCGCAAGGCCGAUGGUGAUCCAGACAAGGGACCCAAGAAUAAGAAGAAGAAGGAUGAGCCGAAAGCCAAGGUCCCCAAGCCAAAAGGACCUGUGGACGUGGAGCGGCAGUGUGGUGUCUUGUUGCCGAAUGGACAGCCAUGCGCAAGAUCAUUGACAUGUAAGAGCCAUAGUAUGGGAGCGAAGCGCGCAGUCGCAGGAAGAUCUUUGCCAUACGAUAUGCUUCUUGCCGCGUACCAGAAGAAGAAUCAAGCGAAGCAGCAGAAGGCAGCGCUUGAUGCCAACGCGCCGAUAGAAGAUGAAGACGAAGCCAAUAACGGGCCUGUCGACUCCGACGAAGAAACAACGGCCGUGAUGGGUGCUCUAUCACAAUGGCGCCCUCAACCUCUAAUACCACAACCCACCUUCACUCCCAUAAAACGACAAUACCAGCUCGCAAGAUUACACGAACAGCUUCAAAUGGCCACCAAUGGUGGAAGGACAAAUAUCUUUUCAGUCACUGGUUUUGGAGCACAGAAGCUUCCCGAGGGCCAUCCUGGGCUACAACCCGCUUCAGAAGAUGCUCCAGGAGAGAUAGACAUUACUGCGGGUUUUAAUAAUGCUGGGCGGACGACAGCAACAUUCACACCUCAAAGACAACCAUCAGUUUCAAGCAGAGCAUAGAAUGAAACCUUGCAGAACAGGUAAAGGGUUGAAAACAGAACCAACACACGUUCUCUGGAAGCGUAUCAAGGUCGAUUGUGUAACGGACCAUUCUUGGAGGAGAUACCAAACGCUGUUUAUUGUUUGUGACGAGGAGUAUUGUACAGCGGGGUCUAGAAGACUUGACUUUUGUAUGAGAUAUCAAUAAUGUUAUGAGUCUCCCA
This is a messenger RNA of Fusarium oxysporum Fo47, 1573 nucleotides long. RefSeq names its product deubiquitination module subunit SGF73. The record is from RefSeq and is a predicted model, not a curated record. Gene Ontology annotation, biological process: regulation of transcription by RNA polymerase II; RITS complex assembly; regulatory ncRNA-mediated heterochromatin formation. Lineage: Eukaryota; Fungi; Ascomycota; Sordariomycetes; Hypocreales; Nectriaceae. Gene Ontology annotation, cellular component: SAGA complex. Bases 138 to 1370 code for a protein of 410 amino acids. The transcript has 5 exons.